Molecule: messenger RNA, 837 nt
Organism: Thecamonas trahens ATCC 50062
Lineage: Eukaryota; Apusomonadida; Apusomonadidae
Exons: 2
Coding region: 1-837 (278 amino acids)
Biological process (GO): protein ubiquitination
Cellular component (GO): cytoplasm
Molecular function (GO): ubiquitin protein ligase activity
Source: RefSeq, a predicted model, not a curated record
AUGUUGGCCGGCUUUACGGUCUCAGACUCAUGCUCGGGCAAUGGUGGCGAUAUGACGCCCGACCUGGCGUGUACCUCGUGUGGCUCCGAUUUUGUGGAGGAGCAAGCCGCCGUCGGAGGCGUGGACGGCGAGGCGAUGCCGGCCUCGCUCCGCAACAUGUUCUCGGUCAUUCUCACCGGGCCAGGUGGAUGGUCGUCUUCGGACGACAACGAGGAGGGAAACAACGAGAACGACGAUGGGACUCCGGAUCUUUCAUCGAUCUUUUCACAGCUUGUGCGGUCGCUGCUGGCGGAUCUUGUGUCGAGCAACGAGCAGCUGGCCAUGCAGUCCGGCGGGGUGCCGGGCGGGCGGAGCGGAAAGGCAACCAACCCCGAGGUUGUGGAGCAGCUGCCGAUCAUUGCGGCGAAUAAGGCGGAGCAGGCCUCGCUCUGCCCAGUGUGCCAGGACGAGCUCAAUCCGGAGGUUGGAAGUGGUGGCGGCCGGGCUGGUCCGUCGGACCCAGAGCUGGCCAAAGCCAAUUGCGCCGACGGUGAUGCCAGCGGAAGCCAGGCCACAGCGCCGCAGGCACGGAAGCGAUCCAAGCUCCGAAACUUGUUGACCAAGUGGCGGACUGCACGGGCGCGGAGCAAGGCCGGACGGGCAAAGAAGGCGACCAAGGCCGAGGUGGUGGCGCGCCGCGAGGCGCGGACGGCCAACCCGUUUGACCCGGAUGCGUACGCCGCGACCGACGUCUUUGUCCUGCCGUGCAGCCACCAGUUCCACGCCCAGUGCCUCAUACCGUGGCUAGAGACUAACUCAUCUUGCCCACUCUGCCGCGCCGACCUCAACACCAGGUAA